GAAUCCUGAUCCGGGGUAGCCACAGAGUAUAGUAACGUAGUAGGUAGGACUCGGCUCGCGAUCCGACGACAGUGUGGCAAUGUUGUCCGUCCAAUCCCUCGCCUGGCUGGCCAUUGCGCCUUGCCUCGUUCUGGGAACGUCGAUUGCUCCGAGGAACGGCGGCGACUUUGACAUCAAGUCGUUGAGCCUGCGAGAGGUCGGCGCUCGCAAUACGCUGGACUGGCGCAUGUGGCUCGAAAAGGACGGCAGCCCCAUCUCCUUCUGGCACGACAUUCCUCUCUACCCGAACAAGACCGACGACAGCAUCGUCCACUUUUACGUCGAGAUUCCUCGCUGGACGGACGCCAAGAUUGAGACGAAGCGCAACGAGCCUCUGAACCCCAUCUUCCACGACGACAAGAAAAAGAAGCCGAGGUUCGUCGCCAGCGUCUGGCCGCACCGGUCGUACCCGUUCCUGUACGGCUCGUUCCCGCAGACCUGGGAGAACUCGAAUGUGAAGCACAACAUCUCGGGCCUGCCGGGCGACAAUGACCCCAUGGACGUGUUUGACAUUAGCGGCUUGGACCCGGGGUACGUCGGGCAAGUGAGAAAAGUCAAGGUUCUGGGCGGCCUGGCCAUGAUUGACGACGGCACCACGGAUUGGAAGGCCAUUGUUAUCAACGUCGAUGACCCGCUCUCGAAAAUCGUCAACAACCUAGAGGACCUCGAAAAGUAUCGCCCUGGUCUGAAGAAGCAGUUCUACGACUGGUUCACGUAUUACAAAGUCGUCAAGGGCGACGGCCUCAACACCAUCGUCGGCAACGACUACAAAGACGCCGCGUACAUGCGCGGGGCCAUUGCCGAGAGCCACGGGUUCUGGCGUGACCUCAUCCUCGGCAAGGAAAAGCACGACAAGAUCAGCACGCGGCAGACGUCGAACCCGCGCGCGUGCAAGAGCUACAUCCCCAGCGCGAACGCGACCAAGGAGUUUGGCAUCCCCGAAAAGUCCAACGUCCUGCCCCCGGCGGAGAAGCCCAAGCAGUACGACUACUGGUACUAUCUCGACAAGGACUUUAACGUGAUUCCCGGGCAGGUCAUUGACGUCCAGUAGACGGCAGCUGGUAA
Molecule: messenger RNA, 1104 nt
Organism: Purpureocillium takamizusanense
Lineage: Eukaryota; Fungi; Ascomycota; Sordariomycetes; Hypocreales; Ophiocordycipitaceae
Product: Inorganic diphosphatase
Exons: 7
Coding region: 80-1090 (336 amino acids)
Biological process (GO): phosphate-containing compound metabolic process
Cellular component (GO): nucleus; cytoplasm
Molecular function (GO): magnesium ion binding; inorganic diphosphate phosphatase activity
Source: RefSeq, a predicted model, not a curated record